CGAGAACGAGCUCGCGCGCUCAGGAGGCGGAGUUUCUCCAGUGUCUCGAUCCGCGAGUCGUGCGAUUGUGUCCAGUUUCUUUUAAACAUAAAACACGAGCCAACUGUAACACUGUGUGGGACCUAACGCCGAAGAAGGAAGAAAAGAAGUGUGCAGGUAUGUAAGUUGUCCAUUUUUAGCGAGGGAAGAUGUCCUCCUUUGAGAAAAAAGCUCCGAAGAAGAAGUUGUUUGGGGUCUGCAGUCUUCUGUGGUGGUCGAUCCUGCUCCAGCUAACGUCGGGAGCGUCUUUUUAUGGCGAUGGCUUUGUACAGCUGAAGGCAACAAAGUCGUCCGACCAUAACAGGCUUCAUGUUCGCUUCCGCACAUCCAGUACCAAUGGCUUGCUGUUCCUCGCCGCCGGCCAGGCCGUACACUUCCUGCUAGAGCUUCACGCUGGUCGCCUGCAGUUGAAACUGGACCUAGGAUCUGGGGAGCAAGUAUUGCAGUCGGAAAGAGGCACACAGCUCAAUGACCUUGCCUGGCACUCUGUGGACGUCACCCAUUGGAAGAGCAAUGUGACGAUGACAGUAGACAAGAACUCUCACACAAGUGCAGAAAUCCUUGGCGCUCAUUAUGUUCUCAACAUCUUGGAUGGUCUGUUUAUUGGAGGUUCGAUUGGCCUUGACAGACCUUACAUUCCAAGAGACGCCAUUGGCUUUCGAGGCUGCAUUGAAGAUGUUGUCUUCAAUGAACAUAACCUUUUGUCAUCGCUCAGGCCUUACACCGGAUUCAAGACUGUCCAUGAGGUGUCUUUAGGUUGUAAUCCUCAGUUUUUUGCUACUGAAGAGGAUCCAAUUAGCUUCUUUAGCUCCAGGGCCUACAUUUCUCUUCCACAGUGUAAUGGCCAGCAAGAAGCUGUUUUUGAAUGUGUUGUGCACACUUCGGCCAAAGAAGGCAUAAUCCUCUACAACUCUGCCAGAGAAGGGGACUUUGUGGCAUUGGAGAUUCAAGAAGGCUUACUUGCGGCUAUUAUUGAAAAAGGUGGUACCAAAACUGAGCUGUGUUCACAAACAUUUAUUAAUGACAGAAAGUGGCAUGCUGUCAAGGUGCGCUUCAGUUCUAAAAUGCUUGAACUAACUGUCGAUGGAGAAGUGGUAAAAAGCAGCACUGGCUCACGUUCCAAAGGGCUGCAGUUUAAAGGCUACAUUUUCAUUGGAGGCAUUGACGACAGCACAAGAUCAGAAGCCCGAAAGGUUGGGUUGUUAUCUGUGUCGGGAAAACAUAUGCGUGGGGGCUCGUUUAAAGGAUGUCUGAAGAAUAUUGAAAUGAAUGGAGUGAAGACGGGUCUUUCUAAUGCCGUUGUCACUAAGGAUAUUUCUGUUGGCUGUGAACCAGAGAAAGAACCAGUACCAUUAACCACUGUGAUUCCAACAAGUGCAUCGGAAUCCCUGUUUUUCUUGGUGACCCCAACGCCUUCAGUACACAUGUCAACACUUGCAAGGGGCUUGGACAGAAGGUAUGGCUCAAACUUUGUGCAGUUAAAAUCCCUUAUAGUUGAAGAAGGGGGCCGAGCAACUCUUGAAGCCAAACACAUCAAGGUACUCUUAGACUUCAAGACGCUUGGUAUUCGUCAGUCUCAGAUCAUGUUCCGAGUUCAGGAACAACCAAUGCAUGGUCAAAUAAGACUUGAUGUUGAUCAGGACCAACCACAAAAUUCGUUCAGCAUGUUGGACCUUUGGCAUGAACGAGUCAUGUAUAUCCAUGGAGGCUCUGAAGAUCCAGUUGAUUUUUUCAUGAUCUCCAUUUAUUCCAGCAGUCGGAAGGAAGUUCCAGAUUAUCUAAGGGGUAAUAAAUUAUACCGCUUCAACAUCACAGUAACACCCACCAAUGAUGCACCUGAAUUAAGUCUGCCAGAAGGAAAUCUUUUUGUCGUGUUGGAAAACUCAAAAAAACGUCUGACUACGGACAUACUGAAGGCCACAGACAUUGACAGCAACUACAGCAAUCUUGUAUUUACUGUGCUCGGGAACCUGAAUGCAGACGCCGGAUUUUUGGAAAUCGAAAACAACCCAAGAACAGCGGUGACCUCAUUCUCUCACUCAGACUUGCAACAAUCAAGAGUAUAUUAUGUCCACACAGGGGUUAGAAACUCGAGGAUAGUGCUUAGAGUCAGUGAUGGGGAGAAGGUUAGCAACACUGUAGUGUUAAGGGUAAUGGCUGUCACACUUGUUUAUAAGGUUGCCAACAACGGUCUUAAUAUCAUCCAAGGAGAGAGAGCCAUAAUUAGUUCAAAACAAUUGUCUGUGGAAACCAAUGCUGUGAAACAAGUGAUUGACAUCCGUUAUGACAUCACAGAACAACCACAGUAUGGAGAACUCCAGAGACUUCACUCAAGUGGAGAAUGGAGGCCCACAGACUCCUUUUCUCAAAGGCUUCUAGAAAAAGAGAGGCUAAGGUAUAUUAGCACAUUUCAGGAGAUCCAGACAUCCAAUGCCACUGAUUAUUUUAAAUGUAAGGUCCAUGUUGCCUCAAGGGCAGUGACAGAAAUACUUUUCCCAAUCACUGUGAAGUGGGUGAGGUACAGUUUGAUAAAAAAUGUAGUGAUGAACCUGGAUAAAGUCAGAAAGGUGACACUGGACUCAGAGUAUCUCUUUGCCACAGCUGAGGGUGUGACUCUAUCUGAGGAGGAUCUCUAUUUUAGGGUUCUCACCACACCAAAAAAAGGAAAACUUUUACUGGCCACCACAAUCAUGACAAAGAACUCAACAUUUAGUCAAAAAGAUGUCACAAAUUUCAAAGUCCAUUAUGAACUUGUUGACCGACCUCACAAAGACACGCAUGACAGGUUUAAAUUUCACAUGUUUUCCAGCCAUGCUCAGUCUCAGAACUAUGAUUUCCAGUUUUCAAUCAAAGCGGAUGUCAACAGUGUUUUUAUCAAGAAUGGUGGACUAGUUCUUCAGGAAGGAGAAAGUAAAUUGAUCACAAAAAAUGAACUGUUUGCGGAAACGUUGCUUACACAGGUUAUGUACUACACUUUGAUAAGCAGUCCAAAACAUGGAAAGCUUGUUCGCAUCAAUCGUUCAAAUUCAAAUUCUAGCUACAGCAACAUCUUAACCUUCAGUAAUCAUGAUAUCUUAGAGGACAGGAUAAUGUACAUCCACGACAACAGUGAAACAAGCCAGGAUGAGUUCACUUUUGUUGCCUCAACCACCCAAGUUUUUAAAUCUUUCAUUGCAGAGGAUGAAAAUGGGUCCAAAGAAGGAAUGUUCAACAUAACUAUUCAGCUUGUCAAUGAUCAAAAACCAGUACGUGUCAUUGAUAAAGUUUUCAAUGUAGUGAGAGACGGACAGAGGCUGCUCACUGCUGAAGAUUUGCGUUACCAUGAUCCAGAUUCAGAUUUUGAUGACAACCAGUUGAUUUACAUCCGCCGUGGAAUCCCCAUGGGAGAUUUAGUGCUGGUUAAUGACACGAGUCAUCAACUUUUUGAGUUUCGCCAAAAGGAUUUAGAAGAAAAGCAAGUCUUGUUCAUUCACAAAGGCGUAGGAGUAGGCAGGUUUGUGCUCUUUGUUUCUGAUGGUAAAAACUUUGUCACAAGUCUUUUAGACAUCAGUGCACAGGACCCUUUUCUGAAAGCUGACACUAACACUGGUUUAUUGGUGCAGAAAGGACAAUCAGUUACCUUUUCCCAAGCAAAUUUUAGUCUCCUUACAAAUCUGGACAUCAGAAAUGACCAAGACAUCAAAUUUAAGUUGAAUGCGACUCCAAAGUAUGGCACUCUUUAUCGAGAAGGAAUAGAGGUGGAGUCGUUCACAAAGUCUGACCUCAAGAAUGGGAUCAUCUCUUAUCAACAUGACGACAGCAAACAUCUGGCCGACCAUUUCAACUUGACAAUAAUGGCUAAACACAUGCAACUUGCUGCAAGGAUCAAUGUGAAGGUUUACCUGGAGAGUCAUCAGAGACCGCCUAUUGUGCAACAUCGCAACGUCUUACUGGUAGAGGAAGGAAAACCAGUCAAGAUUGAUGAUUCCAAACUAGAGGUCACACAUGAGGACAAUGUGCCAUCUGAGAUUGUAUUCACAGUCAAGGUGGGCCCCUAUCAUGGCUAUCUACGACGUUUUGUGGAAGAAGAAGGAGGUUACAUUGGAACCAAAGAGUCACCUAUCAAGACAUUUUCCCAAAAAGACAUUAACAGUGGGAACGUCCAGUACGUGCAGGUGGAGCCCAACACAGUCAACGACACCUUUGUCUUGGAUGCCACCAAUGGGGUCACGGACGUCGGCGAUAUUAGGAUGUCGGUUGACAUCAUACCUCGCCUCAUCCCACUCCAGGUCUCAAAUUUCAUUGUGGAUGAGGGCGGACACAAGGCCCUCACACAGGAAGUUCUUGAAGUCACCAGCCGACACUUUUCAGGAAUCAACUUCUUGUUCAAUGUUACUGAGCCCGCGCAGCACGGUCAUAUUGAGCACUCUCAGCACCCCGGUGUGCCCAUAACAUCUUUUACCAGGAGACAGGUGGAGCUCGAGUUGAUCUACUACGUACAUGACAGCAGCGAAACGUUAGCGGACAACUUCACUGUGGUGGCCAAUGACACAGGCCUCAGGAAGCAAAGCGGGGCACAGACGGUCUUCAUCCAAGUUGAAACUGUCAAUGACGAGCCCCCUGUUAUUACGGCCAACAGGGUCCUUAGGGUUUGGGUAUCCUCAGUGACAGAGAUCGGCCUGGAGAACUUAAGGGCGAUGGACCGAGACACUCCCUCCGAGGAGCUCCACUUCAUGGUGACGCCCCCUAGCAUUGGACACUUGACCGUGAAGAAUGCUCCCAUGAAAGCAGUGCUCAAUUUCACCCAGGCCCACAUAGACCAGGGACAGCUGCUGUUUGUGCACAACGGUGCCAUGUCUGGAGGGUUCAAUUUCCAGGUUAACGACGGUGUGAAUUUUUCUCCAAGACAGAUCUUCAGCAUCACCGCAACAGCAUUGGUUCUCAGUUUGCAGAGAAAUCGUCCUCUCAAGGUGUUUCCAGGCUCUUCAAGGGCAAUUUCCAGUAAUGAACUACAAGUAGUGACCAACGACGUCAGCGAUAUCUCUAACCGCACAAUUACAUUCAGUGUGACACGGCAUCCGAAGCUGGGACGCUUGGUAAGGAAGCAUCCUGAUAAUUCCACAGUUGACAUCUCCACGUUCACGCAGGACAUGCUGAAUCGGAAAGAAGUUUUGUACAUUCAAAACCCGAUUGAGUUAGUGGGUUGGGAAGCCAUAGAUUCACUGACAUUCUCUGUGGCAUCACCACCUUCGUCUCUGGAGAGUCAGACCUUCAAAAUUGAUAUCUCUUAUGAGAAUACAGGACCUGAACACAACACAGUUCUUUUGGCAAACACAGGUGGUAGAGUGACAGAAGGUAAGAGUGUCAUUAUUGACGAGUCGAAGCUUGAUGCCACGAACCUGAUGUCGAAGCUACCAACGCCACAGAGGAGCUCCCAUGAGGUCUGGUUCCAGCUGACAUCGCUGCCGCGACACGGGGUCAUUGUAGUGGGUGAACGAAACCUCACGAAAGAGAAGCCCAAUUUUUCCCAGUUCAUCGUCAACAAAUACGGCAUCACCUACAAGCAUGAUAACUCGGAGACAACAAAGGAUUCCUUUGUCUUCAGCGCAUGGGUAAACCCAAAGGGCAAAACAGCUCAACGGCCUUUAGAUGACAGCGAUGUUGUUGAGGAAUCGUUCAACAUUACGAUCGUGCCUGUGAAUGAUCAGCCUCCUGUGUUGAAGACUAAAGCGCCGAGUCUAACUGUAGUACAAGGAGAUACAGUAGCCAUCAAGCCGGAGAACCUGAAAGUAGAAGACUUGGACAAUCCACCUGAUGAUAUUGUCUUCUCGGUAAUUAGCGAGCCAAACAAUGGUUACCUUUCUCUUGAUGGACAACUGAAUGAGUCGAUUACAGCCUUCACCCAAGCCCAGAUCAAUAACGGAAGCGUUUAUUUCAUUCACGAUGGUAGCCCUACUUCCGGUGUGUUCUACUUUAGUGUCACAGAUGGCCACCAUAAACCCAUAUACAAACUCUUCAACCUAGAUGUGACAAAGAUCACUAUCUCGCUGGUCAAUCACACGGGACUAACACUUAAGCAGGGGAGCACCGCCGUUUGCCUUCUUCAAGACAAUCUCGCUGCCAAGACGAACGGGAGGAACACCACUAUUCACUACCAAAUUACAAGGCUGCCAAAGUUUGGCAAACUUCUCCUGGACAAUCUUGAGGUGUCACAGUUUGAACAGGAAGAUGUCCAGACUGGACGGCUCGCUUACCACAUGACCAAUCUUUCUUCUGCAGAAGACAGCUUUGAGUUCACCACCUUCACUUCUGAGGGGAAUCUGAGUGCACAGGUGCUAAACAUCACUGUCACACCUCUGAUCCAUGUUGGCAAAAGUGUGAGGGCACCCAGUGGGAUUGCCUUAAAACUUAACUCCACUACCCUUGAUGCUUCCAAAUUGGCUGAUAUUUGUAGUUGUGAUCCUGUAUUUGAAAUUAUCUCCCACCCAAAUUACGGAAAAGUGGUUCGACCGAAUACAAAAAAAAUUUUUAAAUUUGAAACCAUUGAGUCUUUCACUUUCCAGGAUAUCACACAAGAAAAGAUAGCCUUGGAGUUGAAUGCCAACAUGACUGGAUUUCAAGAAAUAAAUGACUCAAUGGCAUUUCUGCUAAAAGCUGAAAACAACCAACCUGCUAAAGGCGAGUUCCAUUUUACCAUUGUACCGUAUGAUCCUGUGGAUCUUCCAACCACAAAGAGUCCUGUGCUGACCACAUCAGCUCCCUCAAUGACAACAAUUCGGACUUCUAGAAAUGGACCAACUUCCCUAGAGUGGUCCACAGCUGUCAUUUACACCCAGCAACCAAGCAAAAACCAACAAAGAUUCAAAGGACGCAACCGCUGGGGGAAGUCCAACAGAACAAGCAUUUUCACAACAACUCUUGGCAAACCGACAACAGAAACGGAUCAUUUUCCCUUCAUGAACACACCCGUUCGCGUGGAGUCUUACCCACAGAAGAGCUCCAACCCUCUACUGGUGAUUUUACCACUGCUCGCUCUUCUGUUGCUUGUCAUGAUCUUUGUGGUGCUGGUUGUUUUUCUUCGACACCACCGGCGACGAAAGCAGAGAACCGGCACGCCAAAUGAGCCCCCCCUUGCUGGUCUUUUAACCACCCAUCCACACCUGGGCCAAACCCAGAGAAGCACCACCGUUCCCACAGUCACUGUCACCCCACUGAACCCCACCGACACAAGUAGCCCCGCACUCAGUCGGUUAUUGGUUCAGAACCAGCGGCCACUCAAUACCAACGCAGUUGAUUCCAACAUUCUCUUAAGCUCUUGGAAUAGUGCUUCUCGCAACACAUCCUUGCAAAUCAUACAGACUCCCACACUUCAGAGGAAUCAGUAUUGGGUUUAAGCCUAAACAGUUGCCACAAAGUGAGAAGCAUUAAACUGUCCAAAAAUGUCUUGCUAACAUGGAAGAAUUGAGAUUCAAUGGGAGUUGAUUUAUUAAACAGAUACUUUAUAAGCUAAGAAAUUAGUUUUUUAUGCAAGAAACCAGUGAAAUACUACAAUUUUGCUUAUUAGACACCACUCUUGGGUUUGGUCUGUCUGCUGCUGACAUCUCUUUUUACACAGUGGUACACAUUUACAGUACAUUCUGUGCUCCACCAUAGGGUGCUGUUGUUGCUACUGAACACUAAUGAUUGAUAAGGAAUACAAUCACUUCAACCAGAUAACGAUCGUCAUUAAGACAAGCAACCUAAUUUUAGUGCCUGACAUUAAUGGUUUUUAAACAUCGCGAUCUAGAUUGACAUAUUUUCUAAAUUAUAUUAUUUUUUUCCUCAAAUGUAUAUUUUUCAUUUACAACAUUUUAUUUUUAUGGUUGCAAGUGGGCCACCAUGAAAUUAUAUUUUAAGAAUAUAUUUUUAUAAGCCUGAUGACACUGGAUAAAAAUUUAGCACUGGUAAUAUCAUAGAGAACUUUUACAGCGUACUCGUUUUAGAUUUACCUUAAGCCUAAGUAAGGCCCCUUCUACACUAAAGUUAUCCAGGGUAUAUCCCACCUAACCUUGUCCUUGUCCACACACACAAUGCCACCGUUUAAGACCCCCUGCCCCUCUGUCAGCCGGCGCAAAGCGACUUGGUACGCAUGUCCGGGAAAAAAAUGCACAUGUCAGUCACCUCUGACCUGGAAGUGUACUCUUACCCUGUGUUUCAAUGUAGUCUAUUGCCACAUUUCUUUCAACAUUAAACCGUGUUUGCCUCACCAUCAGCAGCCGUUAAACUGGCCCUAUUGUAGAGAAUCACACCUGAGCUAUCAUACAUGAAUCAUAUCUUUAAUGGAUGUAUGAAGGUAAACAAUGGGAUAAAGAACAUUUUACAUCAAUUAAUCUAGGGAUUGAGAUAUCUGAUCAGAACACUGUGUUUGUAGGCUGAAAUUGGCGGUGGUACUUGACGGCCGCAACCACUUCAUGGCUUCACAAUAGUUAUGGAGUACAACAUUAGAUUUUGAUUAAUCGCUCGACAUACAUCGCGGACAAUAACUAAUAGUCUGCUUUGCAUUCGCUGUUUUCUGUAGUCUUCCCUCGUCCACGGGAGCCCACAUUCUCGUUGUUUUUAGCUAAGUACAAUCACAGCUGAGCUGGACAUUCAACAAUUUUCAUGCCGUUCCGCUGGCAUAUCCCACCAGUCUGCCGAACUUCCAAGCCUUAUCCAAAACCGUCGCUCAACAUUGCUAUGUUACGUCUGAGAUUUGUUGUAUCUGAAAUAGCUGCAAUCGCAUGUUAAGGUAUUCAUGUGAUUUCCACAAGUGUCUGUACAUGUGGAAGAAGGAGAAACACCGGCAUGUCUGGAUGACUCGCCUCCAUCUUUUCAGUUGUUACCUCUGAGUUACGAUACCGCUUGUUAUGAAGCUAGCUGCGGCGCGUUUUUGUGACGUCACUUCCUGUGCUGUGUUGAGUGCGGCCUUUCUGGUGUCACUUCCACUCCGAACUCAGUUUGUAAAUGAUCGAUGAGUACAUACAAAGCUAAGAACCAGAGAUUCAAAAAAUACACGGCGCACUUACCUGUGUAAGUAAGAAGUAAGUACAUUUUAUUUAUUAAGCGCUUUCCACAGAUAAAAUAACAAAGCACUGUAUAAAACAUAGGUGAAGUAAAACAACAAUUAAAUUAAAACAACAGGGGCAACAUCAUAAAAAGGAUACAAAGUGGGUUCAAAUUGAUGGUUAAAAAAUGCAUUAACUGAAAGUUUUACUGAAAAGAGAAGUUUUCAAAUGUUUCUUAAGCGUUUCAACACAGUCAACAUCACAGAGGGACUGGUGCAAAUUGUUCCAGAGUCUGGGAACUAUAGCCUGGAAUGCCAGGUCUCCACGGGUUUUAAAACAAGUUUUUGGGAUCUUUAGAAGACCCUGGCCAGAAUACCUGGAGGCUGCAUGCAUUAUGAAUAACAAGUCAGUGAGGUACUGAGGGGCCCCACCAUGCAAUGCACAGAAAGUCAGGACUGAAAUCUUAAACUCAAUGCGGAAUUUGACUGGAAGCCAAUGAAGACUGGAUAAAAUGGGGGUAAUAUGGGCUGUUCUGGGGUGCACCGGUCAAAAGUUUGGCAACCGCAUUUUGUACAGUCAGAGGUCUCUUUAGCGUUGAAAAAGACUGAAAAGAGAAUUGCAAUAGUCAAUACGAGACAAAAUGAACGCGAGAAUGAUCAUUUUGAGAUCCAAUUUUGACAACACAUUUCUCGCUUUAGAAAUAUUUCUGAGAAGAUAAAAACAGUUUUUGGUAAAUUGACCGCAGUGACCCUCUAAAGACCUUGACUGAUCAAAAACAACCCCAAAGUUUCUGAAGCUGCUUUUAACAGAUUCACCCAGAGCUACAAGGAAUUUCUUGAUCAGGGGGAUCUUUUUAUCGGGAGCAAUUGUCAGAAUUUCCGUUUUAUUAGAAUUUAUAUGGAGGAAAUAUGAAAAAAUUAGUAAAAAAAUAUCCAAGAAGGGGAACCUUAAAUGUUGGGUUAGUGUGGCUGACACGGGGCUUAGGCUAAAUAAUUAUUCGUUCAAGGAGUUAUCCGGAUUAAUGUAGGCAGGGCCUUAUUCUUAAGGGAGUUUGUCAUCAACAUGAGUGUUUGUCGUCUUUUUGAGCAGAGAUGAUUAUUUUACACAAAUUAUUAAAGGGUGAGCUAGUAUUUAUAACUUGGGUUGUUUGAAUAUCAUGGAAAAGCUGCUGUCAAUGGAAGACUGAAACUGCUGUUAAAGACAACCACUGCUUGAUAUUUUUGGUACUGAACUGAUUUAGAUCCUUUAUCUAAUGUAUUCUAGUUCUAAUGUAACCCAUAAUAUUUCAAAUGGCAUAUAUUAUUUCCACCAUAUUUUUAUUAAACCAGUUGAAAAUGUAUGCAAGGUUUAUGGAAUCACAUUCCUUCCAUUGUAGUAACUAAGUAAAUAUUUUGCUCGGCUUUACCAUAGUUGACUAUUUUUGGCACAAAUAAAACGCGUAUUAUUAUG
Molecule: messenger RNA, 10490 nt
Organism: Nerophis ophidion (straightnose pipefish)
Lineage: Eukaryota; Metazoa; Chordata; Actinopteri; Syngnathiformes; Syngnathidae
Gene: cspg4ba
Product: chondroitin sulfate proteoglycan 4ba
Exons: 10
Coding region: 189-7412 (2407 amino acids)
Source: RefSeq, a predicted model, not a curated record